Messenger RNA from Corticium candelabrum, 5919 nucleotides. Its product is annotated as TATA-binding protein-associated factor 172-like. The record is from RefSeq and is a predicted model, not a curated record. Bases 13 to 5670 code for a protein of 1885 amino acids. Gene Ontology annotation, molecular function: ATP hydrolysis activity; ATP-dependent chromatin remodeler activity; DNA binding. The transcript is spliced from 43 exons. NCBI's taxonomy places the organism in Eukaryota, Metazoa, Porifera, Homoscleromorpha, Homosclerophorida, Plakinidae.
CGCUACGACAAGAUGGCCUCCAGGCUCGAUCGUCUUCUUCUUUUACUGGACACUGGAUCUUCGCAGACAACCAGGCGUGCCGCAGCAGAGCAGCUGGGUGACGUUCAGAAAUUGCAUCCACACGACCUACAGAAUCUUUUGUUUAAAGUAUUAGUCUAUCUUCGUAACAAUAGUUGGGAUACUCGGAUAGCAGCAGGAUAUGCAGUGGAAGCCAUAGUAAAGCAAGUUCCCUUAUGGGAGCCAGAAAAGCUACAAGGCAAGGAUGGUGAAUCAGCAACUAGAGGUCAAAAUGAGGCUAGACUUGAAGGAAGAAUGGGAUUUUCUAGUUUUGACAUCACGAGAGUGUUAGAACAAGGUACAACAUUGUUGGGAUCAGCCGGAGACGAGUAUGACAUGGAACCAGAUUCGGAUCUAAUGCACUUAUCACAUAGUGAAAGAUCAGCCAGACAACGAAAACUGCUUCAGAAACGUCUGGGUCUCGAAGGCCCUGCUGGCCUCGGAUUUGACAAGGAUCUGUUUGAGGAUGAUGACUUUAUGCCUCAAAUGGAGGUGCCAACUGCUAAGACUACGACAUCUGUUGCUGACUUUGUUUCUAUGGAGCUGAGUGGCGGAAAGGGCUUAAGUGCUCGAGAAAAGAAUCGAGCUCGGAGAUUAGCAAGGAAGGCUGCCAAGAAUCGAAUAAAAGAAACUCACGCAUCGUCUAGCAACAGCGUCCCUGAAAACACUAAUGAACUCGACAGUAAUCCGGUGAAGAAACCUCGUACAAGCAAUGUUCUGGUGCCGCAAAGUUCUCACUCUGAUCGCAUUCUAAUUGAUGCAGUUGCUGACGUUACGGCUACGUUUGAAGAAGCUGUGGAAUGGCCAUUUGAAAGUUUUUGUGAUGAAUUAUGUAAUGACUUGUUUAAUGCAAAAUGGACUAUACGACAUGGUGCUGCUAUUGGCUUGCGGGAAAUUAUCCGAAUUCAUGGACAUGGUGCAGGGAAAACACUGGAAAUGCCAGCUGACCAGAUGGGCAUGUGUAAUUCACAGUGGUUAGAAGACUUGGCUCUGCGUCUCUUGUGUGUUUUUGCAUUAGACAGAUUUGGUGACUAUUUAUCAGACGAGGUCGUUGCCCCUGUUCGUGAGAUGUGUGCACAGACCCUUGGGGUUGUAGUGAAAUAUAUGGGGAAGGUACAUGUACAAGGUGUGCUGAAUGUCUUAUUGACAUUACAAGCACAACAGCAGUGGCAAGUUCGAUAUGGUGGCUUGUUAGGAGCGAAGUAUCUUCUUGCUGUUCGACAGGACAUGGCUGAAGGAAUGCUGCCGCUACUGCUGAAUUCUGUGAAACAAGGGUUGGAAGACCCUAUUGAUGAUGUCAGAGCUGUUGCUGCUACAUCAUUGCUACCUGUAACAGACAAGUUGAUAUCUUUGCUUCCUCAUGAACUACCAAGUUUGCUGUCUCUUUUGUGGGAUACUUUGGCUGAGCUGGAUGACCUGACGUCAUCUACCAAUGGUAUUAUGUCACUAUUGGCAUCGCUGUACUCAUGUCCCAGUGUGGCGCAAUUGACAGCAGCUCAAACAACAGGGCCAUACUCAUUAGCUCAUGUAGUUCCUCGUUUGUGGCGUUUUCUUAGCCAUACGAUAGUUUCGGUACGGCAAGCAACAGUGAGGACUCUUCGCUGUCUUUUAUCUUGCUUAUCUGACAAAGUGGAUGGAGUUGCUAGCUGGAUGUCUCUAAUUCUUCCGGAUAUGCUUCGGCAUGUUUAUCAGAGACUUGUACUUGAACCAAAAGAAGAUCUAAAACAAUCCGUAUUAGAGGCAAGGAGUAUUUGGAUAAGCUUGGUCCAGUCGGUCGAUGCUGAAAGUUUGGAUAAGACCAUCUUCAGCUGCCUGGGGACUUGGCUCAGUUUGGCAGUAUAUCCUGCUAAUGUGACGAUUGAUGCUAGUUUGCUGACUUCUGUAAACCGAACCUCAGAACUUGCAGAUAGAACGGUGACUAAGAGUCAUUCAGAAUCACAGGCAGGUGAUACUGAGUUGAGACUGAGUGGCGUUUCAGCUACAGAGGAUAAUGAAGAUGCUGUAGUUGCUACACGUCUGUCAUGUGCAAAGGCUCUUGGUGAACUUGCAUUUUGGUUAUCACAACUAGAACAAUCAUCGUCUCAACAGCAAUUCACUGAGUUUUUAUCAUCAAUGUUGGCUUCAAAUUCUUCUACUCAGAGGUUAAUGACAGCUCUUAUUGUUACAGAGUGGGCCACCAAGCAGAAGCCGCCACGUGUUCCUGAAGAGUUGGUUCAAUUGUUUGUGUCGUCUUUGGAGCAAUCUCCAAUGUAUGAUGAAGUGAUGAUGUUAUUUGGGAAGAUGCAAACGGACUGUCAAAAUCUUAUGACAGCAUUCUUGGAGAGAGGAGUGAACUUGUUUUCUCAGUUUCCUUCGGAGGACUUUUCAAUUGAUCAAGCAUCUGUUUUGGUUACAUCUGUGUAUAGUUCUUCUAUUCAAAGAAUAGGUGUUGGUGAGAUUCAGAGCAUACAGCAAAACAAAGCUCGUCUGAGCACAACUUUGAACAAGUUGCAAACAAUGUUGCAGAGCCAUCACGUUAGAGUUCAGGCAUCAUUAGCAGCCGCUGCGGUGGCAUUGGGUUGUUUGCCUGUUAAACUAAAUCCUGUCAUUCGACCCCUGAUGGAAUCGAUCAAGAAAGAAGAGAAUGAGACAAUGCAGUGGCGAACUGCUUCUUAUCUUCCACAACUUUUGGGGCUAAGUCGUGAUCGUAAUCCUUGUCCUAACGACAAAAUUGUUAAAAAUUUAUGUACACUCUUGUGUGCGGAUGCAAAUAUGACACCACGUGUGCCAGACCCUGUGCUUAUGGCUAAAGCAGCACCAUCUCCAGCAGGAACACCAACGACUCCAUUGACGCCUGAGGCAGAAAUGAUUGGAUCACAUUUUCAGCGAGCUAAAAGUCCGCUGGCUGGAAUGUGCAGGACUCUUCGUGGAAACUCAAUAGAAGCAGAGCAGCUAAUUCUAUGUGGAAAAUUUGCUGGGAUUGUCACUUUAGUUAAGAGGCAACAGGCUGCUCUGAUGACAGCAACUAGCCAUGGACGUCGGGGAAUGAUUCAUACAAGCAGAAAGCAACAGCCACAACGUUUGACUGUGACAAUAGAUCCUGUACUUUGCGAAGACGAUUUUGCACAGCAAAUGCUUGUGGCUCAAUGUCGUGGUGCUAAAGCCUCAUUACUGGAGAUAGCAAAGUUUUUUGGUAGUCAACUACCUACAGCUCAGCCAAAACUCUGGGACAGCAUCGUGUCUGCUGUUCAGACUUCUAUUCAUUUGAAUACAUUAGGUUAUGGAUCGGUGGCUGAAGAUGAAUCAACAGUGCAAGAUCUAGUGAACUCACUUCAGGUGCUUGAAGUGAUUUCACCAGGCAUUGACAACUCGCUUCGACCACAAAUUUUGGAUUUGAUGCCAAAGCUAUGCACGUUUCUUCGACAUCGUUAUUGUGCCGUUAGACACAUGUCUUCUCGUUGUAUUGCAGCAAUGACCAGCUUGUCAGUGGUGACAGCAAUGGAGGCGGUCAUUAUAAAUGCUCUUCCAUUGCUUGAUGAUGCUGAUUGUGUUGCGGCAAGGCAAGGAGCUAUGGAAACUGUUGCUAUCCUAGUUGAUGAACUUGGCAUGGAAAUAUUACCGUAUGCAGUGUUACUUGUGGUUCCUCUCCUUGGUCGGAUGAGCGACCAAGAAGAUGAUGUUCGGUUGUUAGCAACACAGAGCUUUGCAUCAUUAGUGAAACUGAUGCCAUUAGAGGCUGGAAUUGCUGACCCUCCUGGAAUGGCUAUUCAUCUGGCUGAACGAAGAGUUGUAGAAAGACGGUUUUUGGAGCAGCUUCUUGAUCCAAAGAAACUUGACAGUUAUGUUAUAUCUGUCCCAAUCAAAACUGACUUGAGAAAAUACCAAAAGGAUGGUGUUAAUUGGUUAGGAUUCUUGAACAAGUACAAGUUACAUGGCAUUCUCUGUGAUGAUAUGGGGCUUGGGAAGACUUUGCAAACUAUUUGUAUUAUGGCAGGAGAUUAUCAAGACAAGUUGAAGCAGUGUAAGGAGGGAGGAGAGAAGACACCGUUACCUUCUCUUGUUAUUUGUCCACCGACUUUGACAGGUCACUGGUGUUAUGAAGUGGAGAAGUUUUGUUGUCCAGAACAUCUCAGUGCGUUACAUUACAGUGGAGGACCGGCAGAAAGGCAGAGGUUGUGGAAAAUGUUGCCAAUGCAUAAUCUUGUAGUUGCAUCAUAUGACAUUGUUCGAAAUGACAUCGACUACUUCAGGGGUACGAACUGGAACUAUUUGGUGUUGGAUGAAGGCCACAUAAUCAGAAACGGAAGAACAAAGCUUUCAAAAGCUAUAAAGUCAUUGAAAGCAGAUCAUCGUCUCAUUCUCACAGGAACACCUAUUCAGAACAAUGUCCUUGAGUUAUGGUCACUGUUUGACUUUCUGAUGCCUGGAUUUCUUGGUACUGAGAAAGAGUUUACAGCUCGAUACAGUCGGCCAAUACUCCAGAGCAGAGAUGCUAAGUCAUCAUCCAAGGAGCAAGAGGCAGGUGUGUUAGCUAUGGAAUCUUUGCACAGGCAGGUGUUGCCUUUCAUGUUACGAAGACUGAAAGAAGAUGUGUUGCAAGAUUUACCUCCAAAGAUCAUCCAAGACUAUUAUUGUGAUCUGAGUUCAUUACAAGUGUGGUUGUACGAAGACUUUGCAAAGUCAACGGCCAAGAAAACCGUUGAAAAGAUGGUAACUGAGUCAGCAGAAGAAAAAGUAGAAGAAGCCACGGUUGCUGUACAGUCUUCAACUCAUAUAUUUCAAGCUCUUCAGUACUUGAGGAAAUUAUGUAAUCACCCGAUGCUUGUAGUCAAUGAAAAGCAUCCUCGGUUCGAGGCUGUAAAGGAACGAUUGAAUGAUCAGAAGACAUUGUUGGGAGAUACCAGACAUGCUGGCAAGCUGAUUGCACUUAAGCAGUUGUUGUUGGAUUGUGGCAUUGGUGUAUUGUCUGAUACGAGUACAUCCACAGAUCCCAUGACUAGCAAUCCUGUCGUAGGUCAACAUCGUGCACUGGUAUUCUGUCAACUAAAGAGUAUGUUGGACAUUAUCGAGCACAACAUGUUAAAGAAAGAGUUGACGUCGGUGUCAUAUCUUCGAUUGGAUGGCAGUAUACCUGCUGGGUCUCGAUAUGACAUAGUUCGACGUUUUAAUUCUGAUCCAUCCAUUGAUGUUCUCUUGCUGACAACUCAUGUUGGUGGUUUGGGUCUAAAUCUUACUGGUGCAGACACAGUUAUCUUUGUUGAGCAUGACUGGAAUCCUAUGAGAGACUUGCAAGCAAUGGAUCGAGCUCACCGUAUUGGUCAAAAGAAAGUUGUCAAUGUCUACCGUCUGAUUACUAGGGGAACGUUGGAAGAGAAGAUCAUGGGAUUGCAAAAGUUCAAAUUAUCUAUUGCUAACACUGUCGUGACUCAAGAUAACUCCAGCUUACAAAGUAUGGGAACAAAUGAGUUGUUGGAACUUUUUGACGUUGGACAGAAGUCUGACAAGAAAGAGAAAGAGCCGAGUUUAGGUAAACAGUCAAUCAAGAGCGUUUUGGAGAGCAUGGAAGCUCUUUGGGAUGAGAAGCAGUAUGAAGCUGAACAUGACCUCACAACGUUUAUGGAAUCUUUGAAAUAGAAAAGAUGGUUUAUUGAUUUAGGUAACCUGAAAAUUGCAAGUUUGGUGUAGGCUUUAGAGUUCUGUAAGGGAUUUGAUGCGUGAGCGUUUGUAUAUGUAUGCAGAGGGAACGAGACAGCAGGAGGGUCAAUGUCAGCCCGGCCCAUCUUUUAGAGACUAUAAUUUCACCAGCCGCUCACUGGUGCAUCAAUAAUAGUGUUAAUUUGUCUCUUUUUGAGUGAACAAUACUGACAUUCGUUCAUAAAUGGA